AGGAACGGUGGGCAUUCUGCUUACCCAUAUUUCAAAGAAAUUUGUGCAAUCAGUCUGUGAUACCAUAUUCCUUGUGUCAAAUUCCUGGGCCAGUUCUUGCUGACAAACUAAGUAUUAAUAUAAUUUUAUUUACUUCUCUCUCUAUGGAUUUAAUUCUUCAUUGCAAAUGCCUAUCCUAUGAUGAUUGUCAAGUUCAUUUCUUAAUGCCUUCUGGCUGCCAUACAACUAUAUUCCAGUUCCAUAAUCAUCAUCUUCCUUGGAAUUACAACUGCAGUCUGCUUUAAUUUGUCCUCCUUACAAAUUACUUGGCAAUCAGGUUCAUUGUGGACUUGAAUAUUAUGGGAUCUUUUGUAGUGGUUUUGAGUUGUCCUCUUAGGAGGCACUCUUAGUUUAUCAAACCCUUUUAAUUCACAUGAUUCUGAAAUCAUAUUUGGCCAUUUACUUGCAGAUAUCUCUGAGUUGAACCUUCCUAAAUCUUGUACCAUAUCAUUUCCUAAUGGCAAGGAUGAUUUGAUGAAUUUUGAGGUUUCAAUACGGCCUGAUGAAGGAUAUUAUGCUGGUGGUACAUUUUUGUUCUCCUUCCAAGUUUCCCCCAUUUAUCCACACGAGGCACCAAAGGUUAAAUGCAAGACCAAGGUCUACCAUCCUAAUAUUGACUUGGAAGGAAAUGUCUGCCUCAACAUAUUAAGAGAAGAUUGGAAACCUGUGCUCAAUAUAAACACCAUUAUCUAUGGUUUAUAUCAUCUUUUCACGGAACCGAAUUAUGAGGAUCCCCUGAAUCAUGAUGCUGCUGCAGUGUUGAGGGAUAACCCAAAGCUGUUUGAGUCUAAUGUGAGAAGGGCUAUGGCUGGAGGGUAUGUGGGGAACACCCUUUUCCCACGUUGCAUUUGACUUUUGCUCUGUAGCUCAAAGUGCCAAUGCAAAUAUGUAAGCAAUGCUGGAAUUCCUAUGGGCUGUAUAAUUGACUUGAAAUUGCUUUGUCAUCCCUUUUAAUUUUCUGGGUGAAGCUGGUGGAAGUAAUUCCUAAGAAAACAGCCACAAACUGAAAUCAAACCCCACUUUGUUUCACUCUAUUGUUUGUAAUGCCAUUUGUGUUGCUGUCUCAUAUCCAUGCUUUCAUCUAACCUGUGAUCUGAUCUAAAUUACCAGCAUUAGAGGGUUGAGGUUAUGCAUGAUUGGGAUUAUAGUUCCAGAAUCUCAAUCUACAAGCGUAAGGUGCCAGCAGGAGUCCACCCAGGAAAUCUUCACUUAAA
Molecule: messenger RNA, 1253 nt
Organism: Rubroshorea leprosula
Lineage: Eukaryota; Viridiplantae; Streptophyta; Magnoliopsida; Malvales; Dipterocarpaceae
Source: the annotation of a GenBank genome assembly